This is a messenger RNA of Gastrolobium bilobum, 806 nucleotides long. Its product is annotated as mitochondrial import inner membrane translocase subunit PAM16 like 2-like. The coding region runs from base 238 to 561 and encodes 107 amino acids. Gene Ontology annotation, biological process: protein import into mitochondrial matrix. The record is from RefSeq and is a predicted model, not a curated record. NCBI's taxonomy places the organism in Eukaryota, Viridiplantae, Streptophyta, Magnoliopsida, Fabales, Fabaceae. Gene Ontology annotation, cellular component: TIM23 mitochondrial import inner membrane translocase complex. The transcript has 4 exons.
UAGGCCUACAAUUCCCAUAUUGGAACCGUAGCAUCUUUUCCUUGCCUUCUCGGGGACAAUAGCGUCCGCAGUUGCCGCCAUCUUUUCCUUUUCUUCUCGGGGAUAAUACGAGGUUGUUGUUGUUCUUGUUGCAGACGGUCACUCUUCGUUGGGUCGCAUAACCCUAAAAUUUCUGAUUCAGAUAGAAGAAAAAUCCAAGCUUUUGGAUUUCAGGGGCAUUUUGUUAAUUCUCAAGCUAUGGCUGCAAAGAUUCUGGCGAACUUGAUUGUUAUGGGUGGAGGAAUCUUGGCAAGAGGAGUUGUUCUAGCAUAUCGUCAAGCGCUUUCUAAUGCCUCAAAAAAUGGUGUUGCACAAGAAACGAUACAAAAUACUAUUCGCAGAGCUGGCAAAGUGAUGACAGAGCAAGAGGCUCGGCAGGUUCUUGGUGUUACUGAGGAAACUCCCUGGAAGGAGAUUGCGAGGAAAUAUGACACUUUGUUUGAGAAAAAUGCAAAGAAUGGUAGUUUUUACCUCCAGUCCAAAGUUCAUCGAGCCAAGCAAUGUCUAGAGUCUAUCCAUUAAAGCAAGAGUCAGGGUACUGCUAGUUGAGAACUUAGUUUUUUGCUUCAUUUUAUAACCCUUGUGUUGUCAUUUUGGCCACCAAGUUGUAUACCAUUUGUGCUUAUCGAAAGUUUAUGAAACUAAAAUUUCUGUUACUAAAAAAAAAGUGUAAAUGAUUAGUUGGGGAUUGACUGCUAAUAAUGAAGGCUAUUUAUAGAACGAGUAAAUACCUUUUUUAGUCCCUAACAAAAAACACGGUCCCCACU